CUAAUCUAACAGGUUGUUAAACUCAGAACCCUUCCUGUCCUCGCGCCAUAGGAACUACAGCAGCAGCAGCAUUUGGAACCGGCCAUGGCGACGCCUUCAGCGGCUAUGGCGGUGAAAUCUCUUAAUAAAUGCGGCGGAAAGCGUUUUGUUUUUAAGACGUUUUCGCAAAGAGUGGAAGAAAUUAAUAUAGAUGUUUAUCGAAGUCUGGAGCCAUUGAAGGCAGAGCCCUCGGAAGGCUCUUCUUUUUUUCUUGAUGCUCUUGUAGAAUAUAGAGAGCUGAACACAGCUGAGGAUUUUAUAUCAUUUUAUGAGGAAACCUUACCUUUGGUACAGACACUGCCACAAAUUAUCUUGCAAAAGAAUUUAAUAAUUUCAAACCUCAUUUCUAGAUUGAAAAUAGAAGGAAGAUUGUCACUCGAACCUAUUACGAGGUUAAUUGCCGCUUUGUCAAGAGAUCUACAAAACGACUUCAUACCCUAUCUUCCCAAAAUUUCCAAUUCUUUGGAAUCUCUUCUUAAAUGUGGUGCUGACAGUGACCCUGAAAUAAUUGAGCAGAUAUUCACAUCAUGGUCAUAUAUUAUGAUGUACUUGCAGAAGUACCUGGUGAAGGAUGUUGGUUUUAUUUUAAGAGUUACCGAAAAACUUAGAUACUAUCCGAAAGAUUAUAUUCGAGAGUUUAUGGCAGAAUCAAUAUCAUUUUUGCUAAGGAAAACACCAAUCCCACAGCUAAAGAAAGGUAUUACAAAUCUCAUGACUGAAGUUGUGGAUGAACCAUCAGAUACAAGAACAUCUGGUGUUAGCGCAUUGCUGUCUUAUGUUAUGAGAAUUACACCAUCUAGGUUGCACUCAAGAAAAGAAACACUAAUGACAAUACUGGUGGAUGACACCAUCUUCGAAAUUGGUGAUCAGAAUAUUGAAGGAUCAAAUGCUGUUCUUGAAGUUCUGGUAAUGACUUUCCAGAGACUCGACGCAGAUCUCGAUUCCACAGAAUUGACAUUCUUGUGGAAAUACUUGUGUGAAAAAGUAACAGAUUCCGUGACCAACCAGAAUAUUUUGCACCUGAGUCACCUUUUGACCCUGCUUAUUUCUAUGGUGCAAAGUGAUAAUCAUGUAAAAAUUCUUGAUUAUGAACCCCUGGUUGAGCUAACUGGUCUACUCUUGCGGACUUCUCUUAUUCCGUACCUUACCAUCAAGAUUGCAGACCCACAACUGCAGGUCAUUGAAAAAGUCCUUAAGCUAAUGCUAUGCAUUAUUGAUGGUCUCAGAAAGUCCAAGAAUGUGGCAGAUUUGAGGCGUGUCUCUUCAGAAUGGUGGAAAGUGUUUGAUUUGAGGAGCCAAUGUUUACUGGAUUUUAUUGAAGAUCUACUGAAGGACCCCAGUGUUGUUCAUUUCUUUGGAAAACACAUUACACGUUCAUUCAACAAUUUGAUAGACAUGUUCCCUGAGGAAGUUUUGCGUUUAAUGAUCAAUUUCUGUGGGAAACUGGAAAACGAAAACUCUAGCUUCUUAGAUUGGAAUAACAAGGAAACAUCCUCAAGAAUUUACCAUUUCACUGAACAAAGUCUUCAUCACUGGACUAGUAAGAUUACAGAAGCUGUAAGAGGGAAUUUUAUUCUCUCUCCGUUACAACAAAAUGAACUGGCUGUCCUGUGGGCUGUUGUUCGGUGCUAUUCUCAUUUUGGAGAUUCCCAAUCAAAUCCAUCUUUACUGAUGGACCUGAUAAAUGCAAUUGAUGAGUUUAUGGUUGUGAAAGCUGAUUUUGGAGGCAUUUCUCCACUCACUUGGCAUACUUUGAUUGGUGAGGCUUUGCGUUCUUACCAUAAGUUAGCUUUCAGUGGAAAUACUACUGAUAUGGAUUCUGCAAUGCCAAAAUUAUUGGAUCUUGCCCAGAAAUACAAGUUAUCACCGCAAAUAUUAUCAGCAGUAGCCAGUAUUUUGGAUUCGAUCCCUGAAAAAUGCCCUUACCUUCCAGGCAGUGAAGCUGGAAAGGGGUUAGGUGCUUUGGAUGUAUUUGCGGAAAAUCUAUGUCAUGCCAACAAAGAAGUCCGCCUUUGCACCUUGCGCAUAUUAUGCUUUUAUGAACCACAUUGGAAGAGUGAGAUCGAUGCUGGAUGUGAUACUAAAUUAGAUGCUUCUGAGAUUAGUCAUGUAAAUGGAUCCCGUGACAGUGUUCUUGACCUUCUCAGAUCAAUUGAAGAGACCACCCUUUCUAUUGAGACAAGCCGUAAAGUCAUUCUACUGAUUUCUAAAAUACAGAUGAACCUGAGUGCUCGCAUUGUUGCUAAUCAGUACAUUCCUGUUGUAUUAUAUGGAGUUAUUGGUGUAUUCCAUAACCGAUUUAGCCACUUAUGGAAUCCUGCCCAAGGGUGCCUCACGGUCCUCAUCAAACAAUAUUGCAAGAUCGUUUGGAACAGAUAUAUAACAUAUCUUGAACACUGUCAAUCACUUUUUCUGGCAUCUCAUGAUCAACAUACAACAAGCAGAAAUGAGUAUAAGGAGGACACUGGUUUACUGGGAUGUUUCAAUUCUGAUACCUUCCCUCAAUUCGAUAGUACUCCUCAGGCAACAGUUUUGUCCCUCUUGAUUCAGUCAUUACAGAAUGUUCCAGCAAUUGCAGAAUCUCACUCUCAGCAAAUAAUACCCCUGUUUCUCAAUUUCUUGGGCUACAAUGUUGAUAAGAUGACAAGUAAUGUUGCCGAAACAGCAAUUGAGCAUAAAGGGAAAGAAUGGAAGGGGGUUCUCAAAGACUGGUUAAGCUUAAUCCGAUUGUUUCGCAAUCCGAAAGCUUUACAUCAAGAAAAGUUUUUCAAGGAUGUUCUGCUGUAUAGGCUUCUUGACCAGAAUGACCCUGAUGUACAAAUGAAAGUUCUAGAGUGCCUUAUGAAUUGGAAAGAUGAUUUCUUGCUUCCGUACCGGGAUAAUAUGGUAAAUUUGAUCAAUGGUAAAACUUUAAGGGAGGAGCUUACUAGGUGGAGCUUAUCAAGAAAUUCUAUUAAUCCGAUUGAUCUUGGACAUAGAGCUUAUGUUAUACCAGUUGUGAUACGGAUACUAAUACCGAAAGUUAGAAACUUGAAAAUGCUUGGUAGCCAGAAGAAUGCAAGCGUUAAUCAUCGUAAGGCCGUUCUUGGAUUCUUAACUGAGGUUGAUGUUGAUGAGCUUCCUCAAUUCUUCUGGUUGUUGAUGAAGCCCCUACUUUCUAGCUCUCAAAAUUAUGAUGAAAUAAGUAAAAAUUUCUUGAGUUUACCCCAAAAUCCGAAGGGUGAAGUUCAUACGAAUGACAUCCUUAAACAUUUUACAUCUGAGACCAUAAACGCCCUAUCUUUGAAAAAGAAAUAUGGUUUUCUUCAUGUUGUUGAAGAUAUUUUGGCAGUUUUUGGCGAAUCUCACCUCAAUCCUUUUCUUGAUCUACUAAUCAACUGUGUCACACGGAUCUUAGCAAGCUGCACUUCAUCUAUUACGAAUUCCAAGAUUGAUGGAUUGCCUUCUUCACAGAACUCUUCUAGUUCUGCUAUGGCUGUUGCUCUCCAUGAUGAAGUGGAGGACCAAGUCACGGAGAGAACGGGUGUGAAGCAAUUUAAAGACUUGAGAUCUUUGUGUCUGAAGAUCAUAUAUCAAGUUCUUAGUAAAUUUGAGGAUCACAACUUUGGUGAUGGAUUUUGGGACCUCUUCUUUACAUCAGUGAAACCCUUAAUAGACAAUUUCAAAAAGGAGGGUGCUAGUAGUGAGAAGCCAAGUUCUCUGUUUAAUUGCUUUCUUGCUAUGAGUAAAAGCUACAAGCUUGUGCCACUAUUAUGCAGGGAGAAGAAUCUUGUGCCUGAUAUUUUCUCCAUGCUAACUGUUCCCUCAGCUUCAGAGUCAAUUUUAUCAUGUGUUUUGAAGUUCACUAAGAACUUAUUGAAGCUUGAUAGUGAAUUGGAUGAUGAAGAUACCAUUGUAAAAAGUGUACUGCUUCCUAAUCUUGAUGUACUUAUGCACAGCUUGCAUAGUAUUUUUGGCAGUGACAGUGGUGUUAAGAGGUCGGUUGUGAAGCUCCCUGGAAAAAGGGAACUCACAAUUUUCAGCUUGCUAUCAAAGUAUGUUAACGAGUCUUCAAUAGCUGAAAGUUUUGUUGACAUACUUCUCCCCCUUCUCACAAAGAGACAUCAGAGUUUCGAUAUCUGUAUUGAUGUGCUACAAAUCAUCCGUCAUGUGGUAACGGUGCUGGGAAGUGGAAGUAAUAGAAGAAUUUUGAAUUCAAUCACUCCUCUUCUUAUCUCAUCUGGGUUGGAUGUCCGCAUUGCUAUAUGUGGUCUUCUUGAGACAAUCGCAGCAGAUGAUUCCUCUGUAUACAUACUGGCGCAAAUUCUUCGUGAGCUAAAUGCAACGUCAGAUAUGGAGGUCAUUGGCUUGGACUAUGACAAAAUACUAGCAGCUUAUGACAAAGUUAACUUGGAAUUCUUUUACUCUAUUCGGGAAGAGCACGUGUUGCCAAUCUUGGCUCAUUCUGUACAUGACAUGUCUUCUGGUGAUUUGAUCUUGAGGCAAAGUGCAUUCAGGUUGUUGCUCUCCUUCAUUGAGUUCUCUGCUAAGAUACUUCAUGGAUCCAUGGACUCCGAACAGAUGUGGUCUAAGACAAGCAUUAAGCAAGUGGUGAAUAAUUUUAUCUUGAAACAUAUGGGAAAUGCAAUGGAAAAAGAAGGUCCUAUAAAGAAGGUAUGGAUUGACUUGCUUCGGGAAAUGGUGCUGAAACUUCCAGAGGUUGCAAACCUCGAUCCAUACAAAGCUUUGUGCAGUGAUGAUGCAGAACAAGACUUUUUCAGUAACAUAGUUCACUUACAGAAACAUAGGAGAGCAAGGGCAAUUACUCGCUUUAAAAGUGUUGUCAGCUCAGGGAAUCUCACGGAGGCCAUCAUGAAUAAGGUGUUUGUCCCACUGCUGUUUAGCAUGUUGUAUGAUGUGCAAGAUGGAAAGGAUGAACAUAUAAGAAGUGCAUGUAUUGAUGCCCUUGGCGCAAUAUCUGGUUGUAUGAAGUGGAAUAAAUACUAUGCAUUACUUCUCAAGUGCUUCCGUGAUUUAGCUCAAAAACCAGAGAAGCAAAAAAUUGUGCUGCGGCUUUUAUGCUCUAUCCUCAAUCAUUUCCAUUUUUCAGAAUCGAAUUUGGAAAAUGAACCCAUGGUUUUGGAUGGUGAUGUUCCUGAUCCCUACACUGUUGAAAAGGCUUCAUUACUGCCAAGCGAUACUACCACUUCUGGUGAACUCUCUGUUGUCCAGACUUGUGUAGUAAAGAAUUUAUUCCCCAAGAUUCAGAAACUGUUGAAUUCGGAUUCUGAGAAUGUCAAUGUUACUACCAGCCUGGUUGCGCUUAAGCUUCUGAAAUUGCUUCCGUAUGAGAUCAUGGAGUUGCAUCUUCCAACAAUUGUUCACCGUAUUUCCAACUUUCUCAAGAAUCGUUUGGAGAGUAUCCGGGAUGAAGCUAGAUCUGCAUUGGCUGCUUGCUUAAAGGAACUUGGCCUAGAGUAUCUGCAAUUUAUUGUCAAAGUUCUGAAGGGCACACUGAAGAGGGGUUUUGAAUUGCACGUGCUUGGAUACACGCUCAAUUUCAUGUUGUCAAAGUUUCUUACGAAUUUGACAUGUGGUAAGUUGGAUUACUGCUUAGAAGACCUUCUUUCUGUAGUGGAAAAUGAUAUACUUGGCGAUGUCUCGGAUGAAAAAGAAGUGGACAAGAUUGCUUCGAAAAUGAAAGAGACAAGGAAGCAGAAGUCAUUUGAAACUCUCAAAUUGAUUGCGCAGAAUGUCACCUUCAAGACUCAUGCUUUGAAACUGCUUUCGCCUGUCACGGCGCAUCUGCAAAAGCAGCUUACACCAAAGGUGAAGUUGAAAUUGGAGAACAUGCUGAAUCACAUUGCUGCUGGUAUUGAAUGCAAUCCGUCUGUUAACCGGACUGAGCUGUUUAUAUUCACCAAUUGCCUUAUUAGAGACGGUAUUGAAGAUGAAGGCAACGAGCAAGAAAAAGCCUCAGAAAAUAAACCAGAAGGAGGUGAUGACAGUGCUCAAGCAAAUCAUGGUAACAGAUUGAUAAAUGUUGAUCGGCGUUUUUCUUAUUUAAUUACUGCAUUUGGUCUCGGAGUCCUGCAGAAUUACAUGAAAAAAUUGAAGCUUGACAAAGAAGACGAGCAACUAUUAUCAUUACUAGACCCUUUUGUGAGUUUAUUGGGUCGGUGUUUGAAUUCCAAGUAUGAAAGUAUCACAACGACAGCACUUAGGUGCUUGUCACCGCUCGUGAAGUUGCCAUUGCCAAUGCUUCAGUCCCAAGCCGAUCAAAUCAAGAAUUCAUUGCUAGUAAUUGCUCAAGGCUCGAUAAUCUCAAGCCCUCAACUUAUGGAGGCGUGUAUAAAGCUGUUGACGGUGCUUCUGCAAAGCACUAAAAUUACACUUUCGGCUGAUCAACUGCAUAUGCUGAUCCAGUUUCCUUUAUUUGUCGAUUUGGCUAGAAAUCCUUCGUUUGUUGCACUCUCACUUUUGAAAGCUAUUGUGCACCGAAAGCUGGUGGUUCCCGAGAUAUAUGAUGUUGUCCAGAUUGUUGCGGAACUGAUGGUACAAAGUCAACAAGAACCAAUUCGGAAAAAGUGUAGUCAAAUCUUACUUCAGUUUUUGCUUGGCUAUCAUCUUUCGGAGAAGCGACUACAGCAACACCUAGAUUUCCUGCUCGCUAAUCUCAGAUACGAACAUUCCACCGGAAGAGAAGCCGUCCUCGAAAUGAUUCAUGCAAUUAUCCUGAAAUUUCCACGAAAAAUUAUAGAUGCUCAAUCUCAAACAAUGUUUUUGCAUUUGGUCAUCACUUUGGCGAAUGAUGGUGACAGCAAAGUUCGUUCCAUGACUGCAGCUGCAAUAAAGUGCCUCAUCGGGCAUGUGAGCCCGCAUUUAUUACAUUCAAUUCUUGAAUACAGUCUUUCUUGGUACGUCGGUGUAAAACAGAAUUUGUGGGCUGCUGCAGCACAGGUUUUAGGUUUGCUCGUGGAAGUUAUGGGGAAAAAAUUCGAGAAGCACCUAACUCAAAUACUUCCGGUAAUGAGAAAGAUUUUGCAAUCUGCUCUAAGUUCUGCCACAUCCACUGAACAAAACUCAUCGGAAGAAACAGCUCCUCUAUGGAAAGAGGCAUAUUAUUCAUUGGUUAUGUUGGAGAAGAUCCUAAAUCAGUUUCACAACCUGUUCUUUGAUCGAGAUCUUGCGGAUAUAUGGGAAGCUCUAUGCGAAUUCCUAUUACAUCCUCACACGUGGCUGCGCAACAUAUCAAAUCGAAUUCUGUCAUAUUACUUCACUGCCGUAACCAAUAACUGCAGACAGAACAACGCAACUUCCAUGGAAGCCUUCAUUUUGAUGAGACCGGGCAUCCUUUUCCUCGUAGCUGUUUCUUUAUGUUGUCAGCUGAAGGUACAAUUGAAUGAUGACGCAGCCGGCAGCGUUAUUCUUCAGAAUCUCGUCUUUGCAGUUUGCAGUCUCCAGUCCCUUUUAGGAAAGGACGAGUGCAUGGACAUUCCCAAAUACUGGUCGAGCCUUGAACAACGCGAGAAAGAGUACUUCCUUAAAGCUUUCGGCGCGCUCGAUCCUAAAAAGGGAAGGAGGACACUUGUCACUUUUACUUCCGACUUUGUUAGUCGGCAUAAUGGACAUCAUCAACAUCCAUUUAUUUCAUACUUCCUUCAGAGGAUGGGAAAGUUAUCCUUCCAAAUGGAGGUCCCUCAGAUGAAAAUAGUCUUCAGCUGUUUCAAAUCAGUUGCGCCGAAGCUGCUCGGAAGCUAUGAAACAGCUCCACCAGUCGACAGCGAAGAUCUCUACAGUUACGCGUAUCAAUUGUUGCAGCCUCUGUACCGUGUCUGUGAAGGCUACACCGGGGCAGUUGUUUCAGAUGAUCUGAAGCAGUUGGGAAAUGAGGUUUGUGAAAGCAUAAGAGACAUAAUGGGAGUGCAGAAGUUUGUACAAAUCUACAGCCAAAUAAGGAAGAAUCUUAAAGAGAAGCGCGACAAAAGGAGACGAGACGAGAAAGUGAUGGCUGUCGUGAAUCCGGUAAGAAAUGCGAAGCGGAAGCUUAGAGUUGCAGCUAAGCAUAAGGCUAAUAAGAAAAGGAAGAUGAUGACAAUGAAGAUGGGGAGAUGGAUGUGAUGAUUUAUGGAUGCUUCAGAUUAGGAUUUUUGUUAGAGGAAGACGACGACGACGACGACGAUGACGGGUAAUUAAAUUAAAUUAAAUUAAAUUAAAUUAAUUGUCUUUUAGAUUCUUGAUGAGUUCUUCAAUUUUGAUUUAUAUGUUGUAGAUUUUUAUUGAAUCAACACUAUUUAUACAAAUUAUGGUUAGAUCUAACAAGAAAUUAAUUAAAUAUAUCUAAGCACUGCCCUAUAUUU
Molecule: messenger RNA, 8378 nt
Organism: Andrographis paniculata
Lineage: Eukaryota; Viridiplantae; Streptophyta; Magnoliopsida; Lamiales; Acanthaceae
Exons: 31
Coding region: 85-8139 (2684 amino acids)
Cellular component (GO): small-subunit processome; 90S preribosome; nucleolus
Source: RefSeq, a predicted model, not a curated record